Messenger RNA from Eleginops maclovinus (Patagonian blennie), 2029 nucleotides. RefSeq names its product phosphoribosyl pyrophosphate synthetase 1B (gene prps1b). Gene Ontology annotation, cellular component: ribose phosphate diphosphokinase complex; cytoplasm. Lineage: Eukaryota; Metazoa; Chordata; Actinopteri; Perciformes; Eleginopidae. Bases 198 to 1160 code for a protein of 320 amino acids. The transcript is spliced from 7 exons. Gene Ontology annotation, molecular function: ribose phosphate diphosphokinase activity; ATP binding; magnesium ion binding. The record is from RefSeq and is a predicted model, not a curated record. Gene Ontology annotation, biological process: ribonucleoside monophosphate biosynthetic process; 5-phosphoribose 1-diphosphate biosynthetic process; purine nucleotide biosynthetic process.
GUGCGCGCCGCACCAAGAGGAAGAGUCGCACGCGUGAUGUUUGGGACAUAAUGGUGGAUAGGUAGGGACGGUACGAGUUGCUUAUCAGCUGUUGCCAUAUUUCCAGUUGUUGUCUUGGGCCCAUCGGUUCUCCUGACUCGACAGCCGCCCGUUGCCGCCUCCCGCUCGAACUGAACGACGCUCCUGACUGCAACAAAAUGCCAAACAUCAAAAUAUUCAGCGGUAGCUCACAUCCAGACCUGUCUCAGAAAAUAGCAGACCGCCUGGGUCUGGAACUGGGGAAGGUUGUUACGAAGAAAUUUAGCAACCAAGAAACGUGUGUGGAAAUAGGGGAGAGCGUACGUGGGGAAGAUGUCUACAUAGUGCAGAGUGGCUGUGGGGAGAUCAAUGACAAUUUGAUGGAGCUGCUGAUCAUGAUCAACGCCUGCAAGAUCGCCUCUGCCUCUAGGGUCACGGCUGUCAUCCCCUGCUUUCCGUAUGCCCGGCAAGACAAGAAGGACAAGGUGGGGAGCCGUGCCCCUAUCUCUGCAAAGCUGGUUGCCAACAUGCUUUCGGUGUCAGGCGCUGACCAUAUCAUCACUAUGGACUUGCAUGCCUCACAGAUACAGGGGUUCUUUGAUAUUCCUGUUGAUAACUUGUAUGCAGAGCCAGCCGUGCUGAAAUGGAUCAAGGAGAACAUCCCUGAAUGGAAAAACUGUACCAUUGUGUCACCUGACGCCGGAGGAGCCAAGAGGGUCACCUCGAUAGCAGACAGAUUGAAUGUGGAUUUUGCCCUUAUUCACAAGGAGAGGAAAAAGGCAAAUGAAGUGGACCGCAUGGUUCUCGUUGGAGAUGUGACAGAUCGGGUCGCCAUUCUAGUAGAUGACAUGGCCGACACGUGCGGCACAAUAUGUCACGCUGCUGACAAACUCAUUUCUGCUGGUGCCACCAAAGUGUAUGCCAUCCUAACCCAUGGCAUCUUCUCCGGCCCAGCUAUCUCACGCAUCAACAAUGCAUGCUUUGAAGCUGUGGUGGUCACCAAUACAAUCCCUCAGGAGGAGAAGAUGAAGCAUUGUCCCAAAAUACAGGUUAUUGACAUCUCCAUGAUUCUCGCAGAGUCAAUCCGUAGAACUCACAACGGCGAGUCUGUGUCGUACCUGUUCAGCCACGUCCCCUUGUAACAAAUGAUGUCUCCCAGCUAAAUGUGCAGUUCCACCAAAUAAGUGAAGAGGGGAUUUCCUAACCCAAACACAACCAUUAGCAAGUUGUUCUGCUAACAAACCAUGAAAAAGAAGUUGAUAUCAUGUCUGUUACUAACCCUGACCCCGUCACCCCCUUGAUGUCUGGGCACCAAAGCAUUCGCAAGCAGCUAGGGCAGCAUAUUUACUGUACUUGGAUGAUUGAGUGUUUAUCCACUGUGAACUUGUCCCCUCUUUCAUAAAACUUAGGAACAGAAUUUCUUCUGACCAAUUCACUUCACCAGAAGUUAUUUCAAUCUAGUCUAAAGAGCAUGUGGUGGUCAGGAGAACCAUCUGCCAUAUAAAACUGUUACAGUGCUUUCUGUUACAAUGACCGAGUGUAGUUUUUAAUGUUGCUCCCGUGUCUUCUGCCGUUUGGACGAUUAUAAUUCAUGAAGUGAAUGUGUAGUAAACUAGUUUACAGUGCCGCUGAAGCUCCACUCAACCCAAGAGUGCCUCAACAGUCUGAAAUUGAAUGCAUUCCCCCCCCCCCCCAUGUUCUGGGAUGUUUUUUUUUACUCUUGAGGUGCUCUCCAUUGAGUGGGGUUUGUCCAGUGUCCAGGUUUUACCCGUUAAGGUUUGGCGUUGAAGGUCAUGCUAUAAAGAAGCUCUCUGGUUUUUAGUUUAGGGUCUCUGCAGGCUGGAGCUUCCUUCAGAAAUGUUCACCUGCUUUUUAUUUUCUUUUCUUUAUGUCUGGAGGAAGGACUUGUCCAUGUGCAUAUUCAAAACCUUAGUGUUUACUUUUUCAAUAGGGUGAAUUCUUGUUUGGCGUCUGAGGAUGAGUUCUUAAUAAAAUUAUAUGUAAAAACUUG